Coregonus clupeaformis (lake whitefish) is the source of this 3804-nucleotide messenger RNA. RefSeq names its product histone-lysine N-methyltransferase EHMT2. Bases 33 to 3626 code for a protein of 1197 amino acids. The transcript has 27 exons. NCBI's taxonomy places the organism in Eukaryota, Metazoa, Chordata, Actinopteri, Salmoniformes, Salmonidae. The record is from RefSeq and is a predicted model, not a curated record. Gene Ontology annotation, cellular component: nucleus. Gene Ontology annotation, molecular function: p53 binding; zinc ion binding; histone methyltransferase activity.
UCACGUCAAAUACGUCAAAUUUUGUUGGAAACAUGUCGGCAUCUGAGAAAACGACCAAGGAGUUGUCUGAGAGUGAUGCAUUGGAAACUGAUCCUGAAGUGAGACUCUCAAGCCAGUUGGAUGAAGGUGAUGCAAGUACCGACACAGGAGUGGUUACUAAGGAGACCUUGCCCAUGGGUGGGAUGCUGUCACAGUCGCAACUCCAUGAGAUUCAGAGAGACGGUUCGAAAAACGGGGAGGAGAGCGAACAACCAUCAACAACAUCCUCUUCUGUGUCAGGCAGAACCCUCACAGGACAUGCACCGAAGACCCUUCUAUCCACAUCCUCCUCUUCACUCUCCUCCUCCACCUCUACUUCCUCUCCUUCUGGCAGAGCAAAGAUGAGUGUUUUUGGUCCUGGAAGUAAAGCUCUCCUGCCACCUCCCUCAUCCUCCUCUCCCCCUCCUGUCCCUGGCCAGACAGUAAAGAUACACCGUGCUCGCAAGACCAUGAACAGACCUCCCCCAACACAGAUGAGGUGCAUUGAGUCGGCAAUCGUGCUAGUCAACCCCACAGACCCCACGACCAGCUUCGCGACAGACAGUGAUACUGCAGCAGCAAAAAGGAGAAGGUUGGUCCAAGGUUUUGACGGUACACCUGAGAAGGCAGAGAGCGCUAUAGGCACAGAGCAGAAGGCAGAUCGUGUACUCCGUGAGGCGGCGAGACGGCGUGACAGUUGGCUGGAGGAUGCGGAAGAGGACGAGUUUCUUCUCUAUAACCCCUAUGCAAGAGACGACACGGACGCAGCCUAUUCCGACAGCAAGUCUGAAGAUGGUGGACUAGAGGAAAGGCUACAUGAAAGAGAUGCAGAGGAGUCUGGUAACAUGUCUGAUCAUAGCUCAGAGUUGGACCCACAGAGGCAGGGCCAGAGGAAUGAAGGGAGCAGCGAUUCACCAUGGACUCGCCCAGGGCGGGGCAAAGGGAGAGAGAGAGCCGAAGGAGUAGAGGCAGGAAGAGCAGUGUCGGCAGCAGCUACUCUAGGUGGGUCCCGCGAGUACACAGAGGUUGCCUUGGGCUCCCUGGACAUCGUGGCAACAGACAACCUAACACUCUCACCACAAAACGAAGGCAGUGAUGCUGGGGAGACAGAGCGUCUGGAGGAGCUGCCUCUGUGUAGCUGCAGGAUGGAGGCACCACGUGUAGACAGCGCCAGCAGACGGCCCAACAGACUCUGCAUGGCCACAGAGAGUGUCAACGGAGAGCUGGUGGGCUGUACCAAUAUCAUUCAGAAGGGGGAGACCAUGCGGCCGUCCAGUCGGGUUUCCCUCAUUGUGCUGUGCGAGAGCCAUCGGUUACAUAUGGUCAAACAUCACUGCUGCCCUGGAUGUGGAUACUUCUGUGUCGCAGGCACCUUCCUAGAGUGCUGUCCGGACCAGCGCAUCGCCCACCGCUUCCACCGGGGCUGUGUGACAGUGCUGGGGGCUGGGAGGGGCAGGGGCAUGGGCACUGGCAUGCUCUUCUGCCCCCACUGUGGCGAGGAUGCCUCGGAGGCCCAAGAGGUCACCAUCCCCCCCUCAGCAUCCGCGGCCACAGUAGUCACCACAAACGCCUCGUCCACCACCACACUGUCCCUCCCACCCCCCAUCCCCUCGGCCCUCUCCCUGGCGGCCUCCAUGGGGCCGCUGAAGAAUGGGAAGAGGCCGGUGGGUCCUAUCAGUGCGAGGAUGCGUGGGGUGGUAAAGAGGGACCCGGAUCAGCAGGCCCCCCUAGCCACUCUGGCAGCAGGGCCUGUCAACACAGCCCCCCCAGGUGAGGGGGCAGUGGACAGUGUGGGACCCUCCCUCUGUCUGCCCAAUGGGAAGCCAGUCUGUCCCAGUGCACUUCCCCCAGGGCCCAGUAGGGCGGCGCUGCAGAAGGCCAUUCUCAUCCAGGACACUGAGAGGAGGAAGAAGCUGAGGUUCCACCCCCGCCAGCUCUAUCCAGCUGCCAAGCAGGGCGAGGUGCAGAGAGUUCUGCUCAUGCUCAUGGAGGGCAUAGACCCAGCCUACCAGGCUGACUCCCAGAACAGACGCUGUGCUCUCCACGUUGCCGCCCAGAGAGGCCUGCUGGAGGUCUGCUACAUGCUGGUGCAGGCAGGUGCUAAACUGGACGUCCAAGACCAAUCUAUGAGGACCCCUCUCCUGGAGGCCAUCGUCAACAACCAUGUGGAGGUGACCAGGUACCUGGUCCAGAGUGGAGCCUGCGUCUAUCACACUGAAGAAGAUGGCUACACCGGUCUCCACCACGCGGCUAAACUGGGCAGUCUGGACAUUGUCACCCUUUUGUUGGAGACUGGACAGGUGGACAUCAACGCACAGGAUAGUGGAGGCUGGACUCCUAUCAUUUGGGCUGCAGAGCACAAGCACAUUAAGGUCAUCAGAGCACUGCUUAACAGGGGGGCUGAUGUCACCCUGAAGGACAAGGAGAUGAAUGCGUGUCUCCACUGGGCGUCAUUCGCAGGCUGUGUUGGGAUAGCAGAGAUGGUGCUGAACGCCGGCUGCCCGCUGUCCUCUGUCAACAUGCACGGGGACACUCCCCUACACAUCGCUUCCAGGGAGGGUUUCCUCGAGUGUGUAACGCUCUUCCUCUCUAGGGGGGCAGACAUCGAUAUCAUGAACAGGGAAGGGGACACGCCUCUUUCUCUGGCGCGUUCCGAUUCGCCCGUCUGGGUGUCACUCCAGAUAAACAGGAAGCUGCGGAGGGGGAUAGCCAAUCGUAUGGUUCAUACAGAGAAGAUCAUCAGCAGUGACGUAGCCCAGGGGUAUGAGAAUGUGCCUAUCCCAUGUGUGAACGCAGUGGAUGAUGAGGGAUGUCCCUCAGACUACAAGUACGUCUCAGAGAACUGUGAGACUUCAGCCAUGAACAUCGACCGCAACAUCACGCACUUACAGCACUGCAGCUGCACAGACGACUGCUCCUCCAGCAACUGUCUGUGUGGACAGCUCAGUAUCCGCUGCUGGUACGACAAGGACCACCGGUUGCUCCAGGAGUUCAAUAAAAUCGAACCGCCUCUCAUAUUUGAAUGUAACCUGGGGUGCUCCUGCUUCCGCACCUGCAAGAACAGAGUGGUGCAGGCGGGCAUCAAGGUGCGUCUCCAGUUGUACCGGACAGAGAAGAUGGGAUGGGGAGUUCGGGCUCUACAGGACAUUCCCCAAGGCAGCUUCAUCUGCGAAUAUGUAGGAGAACUGAUCUCUGACGCAGAGGCAGAUGUAAGAGAAGAUGACUCCUACCUCUUUGACCUGGACAACAAGGACGGGGAGGUGUACUGCAUUGAUGCCCGGUAUUACGGUAACAUCAGCCGCUUCAUCAACCACCUGUGCGACCCCAACAUCAUCCCUGUGCGGGUGUUCAUGCUGCACCAGGACCUGCGCUUCCCCCGCAUCGCCUUCUUCAGCUCCCGAGACAUCCUCACAGGACAGGAGCUAGGGUUUGAUUAUGGAGACCGCUUCUGGGACAUCAAGAGUAAAUACUUCACCUGCCAGUGUGGAUCAGAGAAAUGCAAACACUCAGCGGAGGCCAUUGCCUUGGAGCAGAGCAGGCUCGCUCGACUGGAGACCUGCCCAGAAUCGGAGACUGACCCUGGGCUUGCCAUGCUAGGAAACUUCUAGGCUUUCCCUGGGGCCUGUUGCAUGUAUUUCUCCGUUUUUGCACUCACUCUUACAUUUUGUAUGAAUUUGUACAGUUAUUGUUUGUGUGGUAAACAAGCCUUAACUUUUUCCAUGUAUCGGAUAUAAAUGACUGAAAAAAGGGUGUCUUCUGUGUAAGACCCUUUCAUACAGUACAGUA